GUACUUUCAAUAUUCAAGCAACUACACAAAACAAGAAAAUCAGUGUUCAAAGGAGACACUUACGCUCUUGGAGUUGUGAGGGAGAAAAUCAAUGAAGAAUUCAGAAACAAUAAAGAUGUUAAUGACUCUCAGAAAAUUGAAGAGUUACUGACUGUAGCAAAGGAUGCUGAAAUAGCAGUUAGAACUAACAUAGUUCAAAUGGAGUAUAACAAUGAUACUGGAAAUUACAAGGCACACAUCACUAAAGAUACUGAAAUGUUUGACAAUAAAGAAUUUGAUCCUAAUGCCCAGAUUCCAAGGAGACCUGGUAGACCAAAAUGUGAUGACAAAGUGUCAUGAUUUUAAUGAAAUUUCUUGUAAAUAAAUUCUUUAAUAUUAAAUGUUAGUUGCCUAAA
Molecule: messenger RNA, 395 nt
Organism: Ruditapes philippinarum (Manila clam)
Lineage: Eukaryota; Metazoa; Mollusca; Bivalvia; Venerida; Veneridae
Product: complex III assembly factor LYRM7-like
Biological process (GO): mitochondrial respiratory chain complex III assembly
Source: RefSeq, a predicted model, not a curated record